CGGUACCCCGGAAGUUCCUGAGUGUCGGGUUAUCCGGGUCACCUUUGUUACAUCACGUCAGGAAGCGGCGCUACAACCGGUUGCGGAGAUUUGUAAUCCGGGCGGAACCUUCCCCCGGUGUGCGGACGCCAUGUUCUCGCUCAGCAGCACGGUGCAGCCGCAGUUUACAGUACCGCUGAGUUACCUGAUCACAGCAUUCCACUCUCCCAAAACCACAGCGUACUUCCCAAGCGCUGCCUCCCUGAAGGUCGUCCAGCGUGAAGUCGCCAAUGACAGUGAGACAUGCACUACAGAGCCUGUGUUCAACCUGAGGGACCUGGGUUUAUCUGAGCUGCGGGUUGCACAGCUUGACGAGAUCUUCUCAAGACUUCUUCCUGGCUUCUUUGCUGAUAAAAAGAAAAGCCCAUCAAACUGGCACACAUCUCAUGUAUCUGCACAGUCUUUCUUUGAAAAUAGAAAUGGCUAUCCCAGCACUGUAAAUGCUUUGCGUCUAUACCACCACCACCAGCAGCAGAUGAGCCCACUGAAGCAAGCUUGUGCAGACCUGCAGCACUGGCCAGUAUAUACACAGUCUCGAGGAUUCAAGACUGUCAACACAAAAGACAGACGGCUUCAGUCAACCUCUGAACGUAUUGCGGCCACUGAAAGAUCUGCACCCUCGUUUAUGAAGGGAUUUUUGAUGAGAGAUAGGAUUCCAGAUGUGGAAAACUUGGACAAGAUUGUGAAAAGUAAAAAUGUCCCUGAAGGACAGCAGGAUGCUUUUAAGACCGGCUUUGCAGAAGGAUUCCUGAAAGCACAAGCUCUCACUCAGAGGACUACAGAGUCACUGAAGAGGACACGGUACAUACUGUUAGCUGUGAUCAUACUUGGACUCUACGGCUUAUCCAAAACACCGUUUUUGUCAGUCCGUUUCCGGGCAACAUCUGGCCUUGAUGCAGCUGUAGAUCCAAUUCAGAUGAAAAAUGUAACGUUUGAUCAUGUAAAAGGGGUUGAAGAAGCAAAAAAUGAACUACAGGAAGUGGUUGAGUUCUUGAAAAAUCCUCAGAAGUUCACUGUUUUAGGGGGAAAGCUUCCAAAAGGUAUUCUGUUAGUUGGACCACCUGGCACAGGGAAAACCCUCCUGGCUCGAGCCGUCGCUGGGGAAGCUGAUGUUCCUUUCUAUUACGCAUCCGGUUCUGAAUUUGAUGAGAUGUUUGUUGGGGUUGGAGCCAGUCGCAUUAGGAAUUUAUUCAGAGAAGCUAAGGGUAAUGCACCCUGUGUUAUAUUUAUCGAUGAGUUGGAUUCAGUUGGAGGUAAAAGGAUUGAGUCUCCCAUGCACCCAUACUCCAGACAGACAAUAAACCAACUGCUGGCAGAAAUGGAUGGCUUUAAGCCAAAUGAAGGCGUUAUAAUCAUUGGAGCAACAAAUUUCCCUGAAGCCUUGGAUAGUGCAUUGGUAAGACCUGGACGCUUUGACAUGCAAGUCACAGUUCCCUUGCCUGAUGUGAAGGGUCGCUCAGAGAUUAUAAAAUUGUACCUCAACAAAAUCAAAUAUGAUGAGUCGAUUCAAGCCGAAAUAAUAGCCCGUGGCACAGUGGGAUUCUCGGGAGCAGAGCUGGAGAAUUUGGUUAACCAGGCUGCUUUAAAAGCUGCUGUGGAUGGGAAAGACAUGGUUAGCAUGUGGGAACUAGAGUUCGCUAAGGACAAGAUUCUUAUGGGACCUGAGAGAAGAAGUGUAGAAAUCGACGACAAGAAUAAAACCAUCACUGCUUACCACGAAUCCGGCCAUGCUAUUAUUGCAUAUUAUACCAAAGAUGCAAUGCCUAUUAACAAAGCGACAAUCAUGCCUCGGGGGCCAACUCUUGGUCAUGUGUCUCUUCUGCCAGAGAAUGAUCGGUGGAGUGAGACAAAGUCUCAGCUUUUAGCUCAGAUGGAUGUGAGCAUGGGAGGAAGAGUGGCAGAGGAAAUAAUUUUUGGGCCAGAAUAUAUCACCACAGGGGCUUCUAGCGACUUUGACAAUGCUACCAAAAUUGCAAAGCUCAUGGUGACCAGAUUUGGGAUGAGCGAAAAGCUUGGAGUCAUGACUUAUUCUGAUACAGGGAAACUGAGCCCAGAAACGCAAGCUGCUAUUGAACAAGAAAUUCGAGUUCUGCUCAAGGAUUCGUAUGAACGGGCAAAACUUAUUCUAAAAAAUCGUGCCAAGGAGCACAAGAACCUGGCAGAGGCUUUAUUAUCGAAUGAGACAUUGGAUGCCAAAGAGAUUCAGAUGGUAGUAGAAGGAAAGAAGCUGGAAAAAAGAUGAUACGGUCGGGACCGUGUAAUAAACGUUGGACUUUUGUUUUAUUGUCACUGCAGCAUAGCUCAUUUGUUAUUUCACUUAUUUUUACUUAAGGUAUGCUUUCUGAUUCCUCAAUCUAAAUAUUUAGAUGUCAUCUAUUGCAAGAUGUGGCUUCUCAGAAGUUCCAUUAGGCAGUAUGUUGACAGAGGUCUGUAAAGAGAGGCAGUGCAGAUGGUGUGGGGGGGAUCUCAGGGCAGAAUGAUUGGUAACAGGCAGCAGAAAUAUCCCACAAUGCAUUUCCCCAGGCAUGGUGUUGCCAGUGUUUGAUGUCUAAGAGGCUUUGUCUGUCACUGCUACCGUUUACGCUCAGUACGUGGCCUCUUGGUGCUCCAGUCAUCUACUGCCAGUAUGCGUGUCCAUGUGCAAAGCAACUGCACAGCAUAGUGCUAUCGUACUUUAAUGCUUGACACCUUGUAAAUACCAGCAAUCAAGAUCACCAUGUCUAGAGGAGGAAUCUGCUGCUCUUCUGCAAAAAUAUAAAGAGACAACAGACUUCAUUUGACAUCUAAAUAGGUUUAUAUAAGCAAUAUUGGUUACUUUAAGCCUUUGGUUAAUUUCAUCUAAUUUCUGUCUUCAUGAAAGGGUUAACUUCCAGGCCAAGGGAUUCAUAAAGCCUGAUUCUUACCAGCCCAAUUUCUGGUAAGGAUUAAGGCUUGAAAAUUAGUGACUCGUGGUGGUGGUGGGGAGGCAAGCACUGUGGUCAUAUACUAGUUCAGGCACCUAGAAAAGCCCACACAUACCUGUUGCAUUUUCGAAUAGUGUUUUAAAACUUGCCCCCCCCCCCCCUUUAUACUUUCAUCUUGGCUCAUUACUAGGAUUGGUUGAAUGUCUGCCCUGUAGAAAUAUGUGAAUGAUGAGGGGUUCUUCAAGUAAUGGCUCUACCAAUAAAGUUGGAAGCUUUGAACUGUAAAAAUGGCCAGCAAAGGAAGCCUCAGCUAUUGCAGAUAUAUGCAGGCACUUCUGGUUGCCUGCACUGUAUGCAUAGAAUUGGCUUUUUUUUUUUUUUUUUUUUUUAACAGUCCUCAACUCCGAGCCACAUAUGGUACAAUGGGUGCACAUGGUCAUUUUAGUGUGAGUGCUGGGAUCCUAAAUUCAGCAGAACAGAAGGCCAAUACAAGAGCUCCUUUUUAUGUCCUCUAAAAGUUCUGAUGAACACUCAUUCUUUAAAGCAGCCAAA
Messenger RNA from Rana temporaria (common frog), 3494 nucleotides. It is a transcript of the gene YME1L1, whose product is annotated as YME1 like 1 ATPase. Gene Ontology annotation, molecular function: ATP-dependent peptidase activity; metalloendopeptidase activity; ATP hydrolysis activity. The record is from RefSeq and is a predicted model, not a curated record. The coding region runs from base 131 to 2281 and encodes 716 amino acids. The transcript is spliced from 19 exons. Lineage: Eukaryota; Metazoa; Chordata; Amphibia; Anura; Ranidae. Gene Ontology annotation, biological process: protein quality control for misfolded or incompletely synthesized proteins; mitochondrion organization. Gene Ontology annotation, cellular component: mitochondrial inner membrane.